Triticum urartu is the source of this 2136-nucleotide messenger RNA. RefSeq lists its product as uncharacterized. The record is from RefSeq and is a predicted model, not a curated record. Lineage: Eukaryota; Viridiplantae; Streptophyta; Magnoliopsida; Poales; Poaceae. Gene Ontology annotation, cellular component: plasma membrane; plasmodesma.
CUAAUUGAACCACCACACCACGACCACUUCUCCGAUCACUUUGGUCCGACGACAUAUCUUUCUUUCUCACUGCCGUUUAUGUAUGCAGAAGAUAUAUAGGAUCGAUGAUCUCGGUCCCAAGCCAGUGAAAUAGUGCUCGAUCUUGUCUUGACCAUCGUCCGGUCGGCCAGCCAUGGGGUCGUCUCGCCGGCGCGCGCUCCUCCUGCUCCUCGCCGCCCUCCUCGCCUCCUCCUUGUGCGCCGGCUCGGCGGCGGAGCCGCUGGCCGCCGAGCGGACGCGCCGGAAGGACCCCCUCGACGGGCUCCGGCCCUACCACCGCGGCUGGAACAUCAGCGACCGGCACUACAUCGCCUCGGUGGCCUUCAGCGCGUCGCCGGUGUUCGCGGCCGGGGCCGUCUGGUUCGUCGGCUUUGCGCUCGCGGCGCUGGUGGCCUGCUGCUGCCGGUGCUGCCGCGGCAGCCCCACCAGGGACGACGACUACUCCUACUCGCGCAAGACCUUCGCCGCCUCCCUCCUCCUCCUCCUCGCCUUCACCGCCACCGCCAUCGUCGGGUGCGCGGUGCUGUACGACGGGCAGGCCAAGCUGGACGGCAGCACGUCGGGGACGCUGCGCUACGUGGUGCGCCAGUCGGACGGCGCGGCGGCGAGCCUCCGGGGGUUCGCCGGGUUCAUCGAGACGGCCAAGGCCUCCGGCGGCGCCGCCAUGCCGCGCGACCUCGGGGCCAAGGUCGACCAGGUGGCGAGCAGGGUGGGCGCCGCGGCCGACGAGCUCGCCGCGCGCACCGCCAGCAACGCCCGCAAGAUCCGGACCGUGCUCGACACCACAAGGAAGAUCCUGAUCGGCGUCGCGGCCGUGAUGCUGGUGCUCGCGUUCCUGGGCCUCGUGUUCUCGUUGGCUGGCCUGAGCUCAGUCGUUCGCUUCCUAGUGUUUCUGGGAUGGAUCCUCGUUACCGCAACGUUUAUACUCGGUGGCGUUUUCCUUCUCCUGCACAACGCGGUGGGCGACACCUGCGUGGCCAUGGAGGAAUGGGUGCUCCGCCCGCCGGACAGCAGCAACAGCACCGCGCUGGACGACAUCCUCCCGUGCGCCGACGCGGCGGCGACCUCGGAGGCGCUGCGCCGGAGCAAGGAGGUGAACCACCAGCUGGUGGCCACCCUCAACGACGUGCUCGCCAACGUCUCCAACGCCAACGCCUUCCCGCCGGGCGCCGGCCCGCCCCUCAACUACAACCAGUCGGGCCCGCCGGUGCCGCUCCUCUGCAGCCCCUAUCGCGCCGACCUCUCCGACCGCCCCUGCGCCGCCGGCGAGGUGCCGGCCGCCUUCGCGCCGCAGGCGUGGCGGGGCCACGUGUGCCAGGUGUCCGGCGCGCCGGGACAAUCACAGGAGACGUGCGCGACGCCCGGGCGGCUCACGCCGUCGAUGUACGCGCAGGCGCUGGCCGUGGCGAACGCCAGCGCGGGGCUGGUGGACUACGGGCCGGCGCUGGCGGAGCUGGCGGACUGCACGUUCGUGCGGCGGACGUUCGAGGCCGUGGUGGCCGACGGCUGCCCCGGGCUGCGGCGGCACAGCGGCAGGGUGUACCGGGCGCUGGCGGCCGUGGCGGUGGCGGUGGCGGCCGCCGUGGUGGCGUGGGUGGUGCACACCAGGGAGCGGCGGCGGCGGCGCGAGGCCGUGCGGUUCCGGGUGUCGCCCUACCGGCUCCCCAUCGAGGACAAGUCGCUGCUCAAGAGCCCCCGGCGGCCGUACCGGCGCGCCGAGAGCGGCGGGCUCAUCGGCAAAGGCGGCUGGUGAUCCGAUCCGGCGGUGCAUCGUGACAGAUAGGCGGCGGCCACGUAGUUAAAAGCAAGCGCAGAGCUGGACGCUGGCUGCUCUGGAACACGUACGGGAGUUUCACUGCAGUCAGCGGCCCAAUUCCAGUUCAGUUCAGACACAACACAGCUCGGGUCUCUGCGACAGCGAAACCACAAUUUCGAGGAGUAAUCAGACUCCAUCGAGAGCAAAAACAAUUUAUGUGAACCUCACCAAACCGGGCGUAGAUUUAUACGUUUGGAUUUGUGUAUAUAUAUAAUUAGGUGUACUAGUACCACCAAGCGAGUUCUACCUUCAAAAUAAAGAGAGUUCUUGUAUGGCUCGAA